Messenger RNA from Coffea eugenioides, 1828 nucleotides. RefSeq lists its product as uncharacterized. Lineage: Eukaryota; Viridiplantae; Streptophyta; Magnoliopsida; Gentianales; Rubiaceae. Bases 156 to 1265 code for a protein of 369 amino acids. The transcript has a single exon. The record is from RefSeq and is a predicted model, not a curated record.
CUGUAACCCACCCACUGAAACCGUCCCAACUUCCCAAGCUCCAUUUCCUGACUGUCCUCGAGGAGACAGAGGGAAAAAAGAACCUCAAAACAAUCCGAAAAAAUUUAAAGCAAUCCAACCUCAGAAAAAAAGAAAAAAAUUUCCCCCAAGAAAAAAUGGAACAUCACACCACCACCACCCGAGCUGAAGCCGAACGUUUACUAGGAAUCGCCGAGAAACUUCUCCGCAACCGCGACUUUGCCGGCUGCAAAGAGUUCGCCGUCUUAGCUCAAGAAACCGAGCCCUUAGUCGACGGCUCCGAGCAGAUCUUAGCCGUAGCCCAAGUCUUGCUAGCUUCCGAAAAGCGUAUCGGCCAACACAACGACUGGUACUCGAUUCUCCAACUCCCCAACCGCACCGAUGACUCCGACCUCGUUAGGAAACAGUACCGUCGUUUCGCUCUUCUUCUCCACCCGGACAAGAACAAGUUCGAAUUCGCCGAAUCCGCUUUCCGCCUCGUUGCCGAUGCAUGGAACGUUCUGUCCGAUCCCGUCCAGAAAUCCGCCUACGAUAAGGAGCUGUCGUUUUUUACCAAGAUAGAUCUAGCUGCUAUGAAGAGGCAGAAAGAUUUACAACAGCGGCAGCAGCAGCGCCAACACAAGAAUGAUCUCUCCAAUCAGAAAUUGCCCGUCCGGCGAAGCUCCAGGGGAAAUAAUACCGCUAAUAAUGCUAGUGGUGCUGGUAACAAUGCUAGCAAUGUCAAUAGCUCUACACCCAACACUGCCCGGGCUUCGGGCCGCAGGAGUAAUUUGAGCAAUAGCGGAAGUGGUGGUGGUGGGGCCAUGAGGGGACAAAGGGGUGCUACAACGACGUUUUGGACGGUGUGUCCGUACUGUUAUAAUCUUUACGAGUAUCCUAGGCUUUACGAGGGGUGUUGUUUGAGGUGUGAGAAUUGCGAGAGGGCGUUCACUGGGAUGGAGAUUUCGGCAAUGCCGCCCACGGUGCCGGGGAAAGAGGCGUAUUACUGUUGUUGGGGUUUUUUUCCGAUGGGUUUUGCGAGUGGGGAUUUGGAUGGUGGGAAGGGUGUUGAUGCUUCUGGGUUUCCGAAUUGGAUGCCUCCGAUGUUUCCGGGUAAUGAGGAAAACAAUAAUAGAAAUGUUGGUGGUAAUGCUGGGGUGGGGAUGGAGAGUGGGAGGAAGGAGCAGAAGACUGCGAAGGUGGCAAGAGUGUCAAAUCCGAGUGCUAAAAAGAGAGGUAGGCCUAGGAAGAAUGUGAUCAAUGUAUGAGCAGUGAACUUGGUUGGCGGUGGAAUGAGGCGGUGAACUGGUGAUGGAGGUGAAUGGUGGAAUUCGGCUCCGAUGGAUUACACGGGGAAUGUGUUUUCCUGCUGAUGAGUUAGAAGAAUCUGACUAGGUGGAUGGGUUCAAGAAGAACCUGCUUAUAAGUUGGAAUUGGAAUAGAUUGGUUGGAUGGAAGGGAGGGGGACUGAGUUUGGUAACAGUAGUAUCAGCUUCUAAGUUGUGAUGUGCUGAAAAUUUUGGACACGUUUUGAUUGGAUUCCUUCGCAUAAGGUGGCUGAUGUUUAGGUUGUCGGAAGUGUAUUUGGUACUCAGUUUAGUUGUUCAUCUGAUGCCCCUAUGUUUGUAGAAAUGUUAAAAUGUUUGUAUAUUUUGUUGCUCUGGAACUGGCUCCGUGUAGGGAAGCCUAUGUACAAUCUCGCUCUUUGCAGGCAAAAAUUUGUCAAUGACCGAUGAUUGUUCUUGGCAUGUAGUAAUAGCUGUGAAUGUGCUUGCGAAUUCAUGUCUAAAUUAAAGUCAAUAUGGCAAGGAUUUAGCUUGCAGUUGAUUCA